This is a messenger RNA of Dioscorea cayenensis subsp. rotundata (Guinea yam), 2392 nucleotides long. RefSeq names its product BEL1-like homeodomain protein 1. Gene Ontology annotation, biological process: regulation of transcription by RNA polymerase II. The record is from RefSeq and is a predicted model, not a curated record. The coding region runs from base 234 to 2132 and encodes 632 amino acids. Lineage: Eukaryota; Viridiplantae; Streptophyta; Magnoliopsida; Dioscoreales; Dioscoreaceae. The transcript has 4 exons. Gene Ontology annotation, molecular function: RNA polymerase II cis-regulatory region sequence-specific DNA binding; DNA-binding transcription factor activity, RNA polymerase II-specific.
UUCCUUUUUCAUUCUGAGAACAAGAGCAAGAAAGAAAGAAAGAGAUGGGAGUUGCAGGAACAACACUCUGACAAGGGUUUCUUCAUAUAUCCAUCCAUAUAUCCACACACACACACACGCACAUAUAUAUAUAUAUAUAUAUAUAACACAAGCAAUCUCUUUGAGAGAGAGAGAGAGAGAAAGAAAAGAAGAAGAUCAUCUUCAUUGUUAUCACAUCUCUCAAGGUAUAAACAAUGGCGACCUUCUUUCAUGGUGCGCCGGAGAUGCAAUCGGAGAGUCUUCAGACACUGUAUCUAAUGAACCCAGGCUAUGUCGGCUAUGCUGACACGGCGGCGCCGGCGAACAUGGUGCUUCUCAACCCUUCCUUGAACUCCAUCAAUCCAAUGAGCAACCAACCUCAUCAACACUUAGUUGGCAUCCCACUCCAACACAACACCACCACAACGACGCCACCACCGGCGGCCAUCCCUUCACCGGAUUCCAACCCUCGUCUUCACUACAACCUCUGGACACCUGCACCAACCAAUAACUCCAUCGACAUCUCCUUCGGUGCUCGUCGGAACUCUACCAUGCCUUUAGCUCAACAAGGUCUUUCUCUAAGUUUAUCUCCUCAGCAAACGGUUUAUCGUUAUGUGCCGGAGCCUGACGUGCCUUCACCGUUGCCGGAGAUCACCGAAGAAGUUAGAGUCUCCGGUGGUGGUACUGCUGCCACCACAUCGGCUUCGGUGACUUCAAACUGCAUGCCAAGCUUGCAGAACGUCUUAAUGGGUUCUAAAUUCUUAAAGGUGGCACAACAAUUGUUAGAUGAAGUUGUUAGUGUGGGCAAAGGGUUUGUUAAGAAUGACAUCGGCAUGGUCAAGGCCGGAGGUUCAAAAAACUCGAUGAAAGCUCAUCGAGAAUCUGAAGACAAUUGUGAAGGUGAAGCAAGUAUGAAAAGAGGGUGUGAUCUUAGCACUGCUGAAAGACAAGAACUUCAGAUGAAGAAAGCCAAGCUUGUGAACAUGUUAGAUGAAGUGGAGCAGAGAUACAGACAAUAUCAUCACCAAGUGCAAGUAGUGGUUUCGAGUUUUGAAGCAGUGGCCGGACCUGGUUCUGCGAGGACUUACACGGCGCUGGCUUUGCAGACGAUAUCGAAGCAAUUCCGGUGCCUGAGAGAUGCCAUCUCCGGUCAAAUUAAAGCAACAAGCAAGAAUUUGGGUGAAGAUGAAUGUUUAGUAGGGUCUAAGAGUGAAGGUGGAUCAAGACUAAGGUUUGUUGAUCAUCAUCUUAGACAACAGCGUGCACUGCAGCAGCUCGGAAUGAUACAACACAAUGCUUGGAGACCGCAGCGAGGAUUGCCGGAACGCUCUGUUUCGGUUCUCCGGGCUUGGCUUUUCGAACACUUCCUUCAUCCGUAUCCGAAGGAUUCAGAUAAGAUUAUGCUUGCGAAACAAACAGGAUUGACAAGAAGCCAAGUAUCUAACUGGUUCAUCAAUGCAAGAGUGAGGCUUUGGAAGCCAAUGGUGGAGGAGAUGUAUUUAGAGGAAACAAAGGAACAAGAACAUAACAAUGGAGAAGAUCAGAAGACAAGCAAGAGUGAAGGCAAUGAAAAUUCAGCAACUAAUCAAGAGAGCAACAUCAAUAGUCCUACAAGGACAGACCAAACAGAGAGUAUCAAAUCCAAUGGCCCAUCAAUCUCAGCAAGUGUUGCAAACCAAGCUGUUUACAAUGACAGUGAGGCCAUGAUGCAUCAACCCAAGCUCAAAAAAGCAAGAAUUAAUCAUGAAUUAGCCAUCUCCGGUGAUCACAAUCAAAACGGAUACUCUUUAAUCGCCGCCGCUGCUGGAACGGUGAAUCAUAUAAGCGGUUUCGAUGCAUAUCAAGUAGGAGAUUACACGCCGAGGUUUUCCGGCAAUGGAGUUGCUCUCACUCUUGGCUUACCACACUGUGAUAGCAUCUCUUUAUCUGGAGGAGGAGCACAACAAGCUUAUCAUCUUUCAACUGAGAGUAUUAAUCCAAGCAGUGAAUUCUGCAGUCUCAAUAACAACAACAGUAAUCAAACAGUAGUGCAUGCUUCAAAUGCUUAUGAGAACAUGAACAUGCAGAACAGAAAGAGGUUCGCUGCUCAAUUGUUGCCAGACUUUGUUGCUUGAAUUAAAGAAAGUUUCAGCACCAGCUAUAGGUAAAGUUUUAUAUACUAAGUAAGUGUGUAUUUAGGGUGUUUGUAUAGUAGUAAAACUAGUGUCAUUGAGAGUGUAUAGAAGAUAGUUUCUGAUUAAAGGUUUUAUACAUGAUAGAUACAUAGAUAGAUAGAUUGGGAUACCAUUGGUGUUUGGGAUUGGUGUAGUUUAGGAUUUGGGGAUUGUAUAUUAUUUCACUUCUUUAAUAACAUGAGAAAAAUAAAAAAAAAUGA